UUCUCAAAGCCAAGUUUGAAUUUUAAUAAAUUGAAAAUGGCCUAUUUACAUUUAAAAAGCAGCAUUGUUUGUAUUAUAACAAGGUCACCCUUUGCCUCACUCCUGUUCAAAGGUUUGGCAACCAAGGGUGCAACUUUAAAAUGGACAGCUAAAAACAUAACCAAGACAUGUGGUGUUGUCACUCAAAAAAAAAAAGGUUAAUGUGUAUGUACAUUUCUGUGGAUUUCCAGUCAGCUUUCUUAUUUUGAGUAUUGUUAUUACCUUUUUGCUUGAUAAUGUUUGGAUCUUAUAGGGGGAAGUUUCAUGUUCACUUGUAGGAGUGAAAGCGCUAAUGCAAUGCCAUGUUUUUAGUAAUUCGUAACCCUUUCUGAAAAUAUUCCCUUGGCCCGGGUUGUUCAAAGCUGAGUAAAGAUAACCCAUGGUUAGUGUGAAAUUCCAUUUCAGGUCUGAAUGCAAUCCAAAUCUUUUUGCUUGCAAUUUGAUCAUUAGAUGUUCAAAAGAGAAGAGGGAAAAUUGUUCCUAAAGGGCUUUUGAACAAAGGAGUGGAGAAAUCUGGAUUAAAAUUUAACCCUGGGUUAGCGCUAAUUGGCCUUCGAACAACUAGGCCCUGGAUAAGUACGUAUUCCAUACAUAAAGUAUGUUUUGGACUGCGGGCUCAGUAAAGUAAAGUGGACGAACCGGGCCGUCAGACGCCAUCCUAUAACUCGCUAAAAUGUUGUCACAGAGCCACAAUGCAAUAUCCAUGAUUUUUAGCCCAUUUCCCUAGAGGAAUGAACUUUCGACUAGUCAUUUUUGGCGAUGCUGGUUCACGAACGCUUGAACAACAUUGGAGAACCAGCUGUUAAAAGUUGGCCUUUUCGAAAGAUGGACUCAUCUUUGUUCAGCCGGAUUUCAGACAUUUUACAUCAAGUGGAAAGUGCGAGUUACACGAAGAGAGUAGCUUUAGUAGUUUUCCUUGUUUUUGUAGCAUUUCUAUUUAAUUUAAUAGUUGGGCGUUUUUUAGAGAAAAUACGGCGGUUGGUGAUGAGAAGGAUUCACAUUCCGCCCGACAAUGAGGACGAAACUGUGUUUGGACUGGAUUUAGCCUUUGGACUGGCCAAUCUGACCUGCACGGCGUUACUGGCUUGGGAGCUACGAGGAUAUUGCGUGAAAUAUAAUGAUUUCUCACAAAGAGGUAUUGUGGGAAGAAAUUCUUUUUUGGUCACUAUCAGGACUGAAAGGUUCCUUACUACCGGAUCUUUCGUUUUAUCCGUGGUCACAGCCGAAGAAUGAGCAUCAAUAGUAUAUCUGCAAGUUUCAGAAAGGCAACCCGUUCUACCUUUCAAGACUUCAAAGUAACAAAAUUAUUGCUUGUGGUUGUCUGUGUCUUCGUAGCCUGUUGGACCCCACACAUUAUUGUUAAUCUCA
Molecule: messenger RNA, 1407 nt
Organism: Pocillopora damicornis (cauliflower coral)
Lineage: Eukaryota; Metazoa; Cnidaria; Anthozoa; Scleractinia; Pocilloporidae
Source: RefSeq, a predicted model, not a curated record